CCAGCCUUGCAGCAGCUUCCAUCCCUCCACCCCCACCCCAGUUGCAGGAUGGCGAUGACAGACUUGCUCAGCGCUGAGGACAUCAAGAAGGCAGUGGGAGCCUUUACGGCCACCGACUCCUUCGACCACAAAAAGUUCUUCCAAAUGGUUGGCCUGAAGAAAAAAAGCGCGGACGACGUGAAGAAGGUGUUCCACAUCCUGGAUAAAGACAAGAGUGGCUUCAUCGAGGAAGAUGAGCUGGGAUUCAUCCUAAAGGGCUUCUCUCCAGACGCCAGAGACCUGUCUGCUAAAGAAACCAAGACGCUGAUGGCUGCCGGAGACAAGGAUGGGGACGGCAAAAUCGGGGUUGACGAAUUCUCCACCCUGGUGGCUGAAAGCUAAGAGGCUCUGACUGUCCCAGGUCUUCUUGCCCGAAACACCCGAUCUCUGCCCCUCUUGCCACCCUCCUGCGUUUCUAUUCAGUUUGUUUAUGUUAUUUUUUACUCCCCCCUGUCCCCUUCGGCCCUCGAAUGACACCACCGUUCUUCUGGAAAAUGCUGGAGAAACAAUAAAGGCUGUUCCAACCAGA
Messenger RNA from Propithecus coquereli (Coquerel's sifaka), 568 nucleotides. It is a transcript of the gene PVALB, whose product is annotated as parvalbumin. NCBI's taxonomy places the organism in Eukaryota, Metazoa, Chordata, Mammalia, Primates, Indriidae. Gene Ontology annotation, molecular function: calcium ion binding. The record is from RefSeq and is a predicted model, not a curated record. Gene Ontology annotation, cellular component: cytoplasm; nucleus. The transcript is spliced from 5 exons. The coding region runs from base 49 to 381 and encodes 110 amino acids.